AAAUAGUUGGAAAGUUUGUAUUUAUCGCAUUGAUUUGUUGUAGAAAAUAAUGCUCACAUAACAAAUUCUGUUACGUUACGCUGGCCUAUACAAUUGAUUAACGAACUCGAAAAAGAAAUGGGGUGCUUAAGUAGUAAAGACCGUCUCACAAAAGAGGAUAUGGAAUUCUUGAAAUCUCAUACACGCUACGAUGAAGCCACAAUUAAAGAAUGGUAUAAAGGAUUCAAGCAAGACUGUCCCAAUGGCCGUUUGACGCCGGCCAAAUUCGUGGACAUGUACAAAAUGUUCUUCCCAUCUGGAAAUGCCGAGGAGUUUUGUGAUCACGUUUUUCGCACCUUCGACAUGGACAAAAAUGGUUAUAUUGAUUUUAAGGAAUUCCUUCUUGCUAUAGACGUUACAUCGAGCGGCACUCCCGAGGAGAAGCUUAAAUGGGCUUUUCGUAUGUACGACGUAGAUGGUAACGGCGUUAUUGACAUACAAGAAAUGACGAAAAUUGUUCAGGCCAUAUACGAUAUGCUUGGCGCGUGUUCAUCGAAUCGACCAGCAGAUUCUGCUGAAGAGCGUGCAAAAAAUAUUUUCGCAAAAAUGGACGAAAACAAUGAUGGUCAAUUAACUCAAGAUGAAUUCUUGAAAGGGUGUCUGCAAGAUGAGGAACUUUCAAAAAUGUUGGCCCCAUAAACACCAUGAAAACAAAUCCCAAAAACCAAAGAAAACACAAAAGAAACAAAAUGAAUUAAAAACAAAAAUAAAAAUAACCCAUUGCGGUUUAUGUAAUUUAUUGAAUCAUUUAUAUCAUAAAAUUUAUAAAUUUACAUUUCCUAAAAUGAAUACUAAGGCAUCUACUAAAAAUUAA
Messenger RNA from Anastrepha obliqua, 853 nucleotides. Its product is annotated as neuronal calcium sensor 2. Bases 118 to 678 code for a protein of 186 amino acids. The record is from RefSeq and is a predicted model, not a curated record. NCBI's taxonomy places the organism in Eukaryota, Metazoa, Arthropoda, Insecta, Diptera, Tephritidae. Gene Ontology annotation, molecular function: calcium ion binding. The transcript is spliced from 5 exons.